Molecule: messenger RNA, 804 nt
Organism: Acanthisitta chloris (rifleman)
Lineage: Eukaryota; Metazoa; Chordata; Aves; Passeriformes; Acanthisittidae
Gene: PSMA7
Product: proteasome (prosome, macropain) subunit, alpha type, 7
Exons: 6
Cellular component (GO): nucleus; proteasome core complex; proteasome core complex, alpha-subunit complex
Source: RefSeq, a predicted model, not a curated record
GUUGGAGUGAGAGGGAAGGAUAUUGUUGUUCUUGGGGUGGAGAAGAAAUCUGUGGCGAAACUGCAGGAUGAGAGAACCGUGCGGAAGAUUUGUGCUCUGGAUGACAAUGUCUGCAUGGCCUUUGCAGGGCUGACAGCUGAUGCCAGGAUAGUCAUAAACAGAGCUCGUGUGGAGUGCCAGAGCCACAGGCUCACUGUGGAGGAUCCUGUCACCGUGGAGUACAUCACACGGUACAUUGCCAGCCUGAAACAGAGGUACACACAGAGCAAUGGCCGCAGACCCUUCGGCAUCUCUGCCCUCAUCGUGGGCUUUGACUUUGAUGGAACUCCACGGCUGUACCAGACUGAUCCCUCUGGCACAUACCAUGCUUGGAAGGCUAAUGCCAUUGGCAGAGGAGCCAAAUCUGUGCGUGAGUUCCUGGAGAAGAACUACACUGAUGAGGCCAUUGAAACGGAUGAUCUAACUAUUAAACUUGUCAUCAAGGCUCUUCUCGAGGUGGUGCAGUCUGGUGGGAAGAACAUCGAGCUGGCAGUCAUGCGCCGGGAGCAGCCGCUGAAGAUCCUAAACCCGAAAGAAAUUGAGAAGUAUGUUGCUGAAAUUGAAAAGGAGAAGGAAGAAAAUGAAAAGAAAAAACAGAAGAAAACAUCAUGAUGAAUGAAAUGCUACUGCUUAGCUGCUUGUUUUUAAUUCAAGUGAUGGGUUACUCUGUAUAGACAUGUAGGCAUUCCACAUACUCAUACUGUGCCCUCUCAAGACCUACAAUAAACCUACUGUUUUUUUUUAAAGCUGUUAUUUAAAAAAAAA